UUUUCUUCUCGAUCUUUUCCCUCAUUUUCCUCCUUUUUCCCGUUCCUUUCCCUCAUUUUCCACCAUUUUCCCAUUCCUGCUCCUMSGMGGCCAUGGGGAAGCUGAACGUGGUGAUGCUGCGGUACCUGUCCCGGGAGCAUUUYAGGGUUCUGACCGCGGUGGAAAUGGGCAUGAARAACCAUGAAAUAGUUCCUGCUAGCUUAAUUGCUUCCAUUGCUAGCCUUAAACACGGCGGUUGUAAUAAAAUCUUGCGRGAGUUGGCGAAGCACAAGCUCGUGGCUUAYGARCGAACUAAAACUGUGCAGGGUUAUCGGUUAACUAACGCAGGAUAUGAUUAYCUGGCUCUGAAAACKCUCUCUUCCCGACAAGUCAUCACUUCUGUGGGAAACCAGAUGGGUGUUGGCAAAGAAUCAGACAUUUACAUUGUUGCCAACGAAGAGGAGCAGCAGUUUGCRCUGAARCUGCACCGGCUGGGGAGAACCUCYUUCCGCAACCUGAAAAACAAACGCGACUACCACAAGCACAGGCACAAAAUGUCCUGGCUCUACUUGUCCCGGAUAGCAGCAAUGAAGGAGUUUGCCUACAUGAAGGCUUUGCAUGACAGAGAAUUUCCUGUCCCAAAACCCAUAGACUACAACAGGCACGCAGUGGUUAUGGAACUUGUUGAUGGAUAUCCUUUGUGCCAGGUGCACCAAAUGGAAGAUCCUGCUGCUGUCUACAGUGAAUUAAUGGAUCUGAUUGUAAAACUUGCCAAUCAUGGCCUCAUUCAUGGGGAUUUCAAUGAGUUUAAUCUCAUCUUAGAUAAUGAUGACCAUGCCACGUUGAUUGAUUUCCCUCAGAUGAUGUCAACAUCCCAUGCAAAUGCUGAAUGGUAUUUUGACAGAGAUGUUAACUGUAUUAAGGAAUUCUUUAAGAAACGCUUCAACUACGAGAGUGAGCUCUUCCCAACAUUCCAGGACAUCAGGAGAGAGUGUUCUCUCGAUAAAGAGAUUGCUGCCAGCGGCUAUGCCAAGGAGAUGCAGGAAGAUGGUGAGCUGCUUUACCCAUCAGACUCCGAGGAAGAUGACAACACAGAGCUGUUAGAACUUGCAGGAGAUGCUGAGAAUGAGCUCARCUUCUUCAGCAAAGAUGAAGAGAACAGUGAGGAGUUCCUGAAUGAAGUGGGUGAUUUGUCUGAAAGCAGAGCCUGUGACAGCACCGYGAGCAGCAGUGAGGAAGAGACUGAUGCAGCUGGAAGCUGUGAAAAUACACAAAGGCUGAAUGUGGCACAGUUGAGUUCAGCCUUGGAAAGGGCUGAAGAGACAGCUGUGCCUUGUAGAUCCAGCGAAGAUGCUGAGAGUUGUGCAAAUACUUUAUUUAAGAACAGAAAUGUAACUGAAAAUGCUGCUGAAGUGGAGAAUCAGACAGGUCAAGGAGGGUGCUGUGAGGGUGACGAGAACAAGGACAAAUGCCCUGAGCUCGUCAACUCUUCAACUUUAAAUGAGGAAUUCAGGAAUUGCAGUAAUAAAGAGUGCAUCGUUCCUCUUGCUGGGCACAGAACAAGGACUGAGAGCAUCACAUCAGUCAGAACUGUUGGGAGCUGUUCAACCAUUCCRCCGGAGCUGGUGAAACAGAAGAUAAAGCGACAACUGACCAAGCAGCAAAAGUCUGCACUGAGGCAACGGCUGCAAAAAGGGGAGGCAAAUAUUUACACCAAACARCGGCGAGAAAACAUGCACAACAUUAAGUCAAGCUUGGAUGCAGCCAGUUUCUGGGGAUAAUUUAUUAAUGYGCCUGUGGAACAUGAGAAAUGUAUAGAACUGAAAGAAUUACACUAAUUUGCCUUUUAUAYAAAGGAGCAAUCUCUUCUAUGCAAACCAGAUGUUUUUCUGGAAACCAAUAAAUUUUAUUCUCGUUCAUGUGACUUUGGGAUUGUGUUUUGUGUUUCUAGUCAGAGCAGUUGACYGUCAUUUACUGCUAGCUUUAGCACUGGUUAAAAUAAUGACUGAUUUUCAACAGUAUCUUAUUGUAAAUGUAUCAUAGUGUGUUUAUUGUGCAGAGGAUUGCCCUUAAGAGAGAAAGAAGGAAACAUUUUAAAACCAGUUUUAGCAGUGAUGCUGAAUUUGAAAAUGUGAUCAAUUUGUGUGAUGAAUAUGCAUUUGUUGAGGCUGGCAAUUG
This is a messenger RNA of Malurus melanocephalus (red-backed fairy wren), 2157 nucleotides long. RefSeq names its product serine/threonine-protein kinase RIO2-like. Gene Ontology annotation, cellular component: preribosome, small subunit precursor; cytosol; nucleus. The record is from RefSeq and is a predicted model, not a curated record. NCBI's taxonomy places the organism in Eukaryota, Metazoa, Chordata, Aves, Passeriformes, Maluridae. Gene Ontology annotation, biological process: protein phosphorylation; maturation of SSU-rRNA. The transcript is spliced from 10 exons. The coding region runs from base 93 to 1760 and encodes 555 amino acids. Gene Ontology annotation, molecular function: ATP binding; protein serine/threonine kinase activity.